AUGGCGCAGACAGAGCGGAAUAAUGUUAAUGAACCCAUAACCAUUCGAACAGAAUCUAAAGCGGAUGAAGUAACUGUAUAUCAACAGCGAGCCCAAGUUCGACGAUAUGCGAAGGUUGAAUUACCUGCUACUAUCAAUAAUGCUGGUGAAGAAGAGGAAUUACUAUUAUACUUCGCAAUGCCAGAGGAGUUUGAUCGCGAUUCUGUUCAGGUGUACUUUGAUGAACACACCGCUGAGCAUGUUGUCCUGCGUGCCACUCUUUUUGAAGAGAAUGAGGAUGAAGUGGAGGACGCUGAAGGGAAAGCAGCUGCAGCAGAUUACGCAAGUCAUCUACAAAAUAUUCGUAAUGAACUAAGAGAAGUGGAAAAACAACUUGCCCUCAAUCAAUUGGAUCUCACAGCUGUAAAAGAAGAGGCUACUCUUAACACAAAUCUCUUCACUCGUCUCUGUGGACCUGUAACGGAUGGUUUGCCAACAUCGUUGGAUGUAGAAUAUUGGGAAUCACAACUAACAGGAGUGGAGAAACGUGUACGGGACAACUGUGCGGAACGUCGUCGUCUAGAAAAGAAGGAUGCAGAGUUGAGGAAAACACAACAACACCUCCGUGAGAAACAACGUGAAUUACAACAAGGCAAUAAUAAUAAUAAUAACGACAUCAAACCUCUAAAUACUACUUCUACUAAUUCAUCAUCAUCACGAUCUUUACAUCAACGCCGACGACGAAAUUGGGCGUGUCUUGUGUUACGUGUACGAUCGGCAUUAUCGGCGGCGUCUGUCUUUGUCACUUACGCCACCACCAACACCACUGCUGCUGCCGCUGCUGCUGUUAUUCAAAACUACUGUGGAGGUCCCCAGAAGACUAGUCCUCAUAAUAGUAAUAAUAAUAAUGUGGGUUGGCAUGGAGAAUACACCGCCUCUCUCGAUCCCCGCCGCCGUCGAGUGACGCUUCGCUACACUGCUGUUGUGCGGGCUGCGGUGGAGCCUCUCGCCGAUGUCGCCGUCACUCUCUCGUCCGCUUCUCAUCGCGGUGGAAAAAAUGGAGGCGGUCAACCCGGUGAUGAGGACGAGGGUGUGCCGCCUUCUCUCAACAGUGCCUGGCGACUGGAGGCGGUGCGAAAUCCAGAAGGAAGAGGAAGAGGAAUAGAAGAAGAAGAAGAAGCAUCAAGUGAAGAUGAGGAAGAUGUAAGGCGGCGGCACGUUAUGUGGGGACAAUCUCUCACAGGAGAAGGAGGCCGCAAUGAUGCCACGCUCACUGCUUCUGCAAUUGUGAAUGUUACUUUACCAUCGCGAUAUACUUUUCCAACCGAUGGGGCUCCACUGCGGGUUCCCCUCGCCGUUCUUGAGUGGGAUGCAGAUAUUGCCUACUCUACAGUCCCUGAUAUGGUGGAGGCUGUCUUUGCUCACGCCACGUGUGUAAACAAGAGUAGUUAUCUACUCAUGCCUGGAAAGAUGGCAGUCUUCAUGGAUGGUGAUUUUGUCGCGAAUGCCGAGAUUGAGCGGACGGCGCCAGGUGAAGAAUUGCAUCUGGACUUUGGUGUUGAUAACACCAUUGAGGUGGAACGUAAACUACUACAUCGACUCAAGACAGUGGAUAAGGCAUCCUUGUUUACACGUGAAAGGAAACAGCGGAUCUUAUACAGUUACUCCACCGUCCUCACUAACAAGAAACAAGAUCAGGAAGGGUCUAGUGGAGCUGUUACAGUAACUCUCUCCGAGCGUAUUCCAAAAUCAAAUGAGGAAAAACUUGUGGUACGACUCAUUGAACCUAAAGAUCACUUAACGGGAAAAGGACAAGAAAGCGAGAAACGUCAGCGAGAAUUAGAGGUGGAUGGAAAGGUUGAAAUGAAAAUUAAUAUAUUGCCCGGUGAGACUGUUACAGUACCUUUUUCAUUCGAAGUAGAAGCACCACAUGACGCGACAAUAUUUGGACUAUGA
This is a messenger RNA of Trypanosoma theileri, 1935 nucleotides long. RefSeq lists its product as uncharacterized. The record is from RefSeq and is a predicted model, not a curated record. Lineage: Eukaryota; Euglenozoa; Kinetoplastea; Trypanosomatida; Trypanosomatidae. The transcript has a single exon. Bases 1 to 1935 code for a protein of 644 amino acids.